This is a messenger RNA of Lactuca saligna, 2061 nucleotides long. Lineage: Eukaryota; Viridiplantae; Streptophyta; Magnoliopsida; Asterales; Asteraceae. The record is from the annotation of a GenBank genome assembly.
AUGAUGCAUCUGAUAAAUAAGUUUGAACACCUCAAGAUACAACUAGAAGCUAUAAAAUUAGCAACCGACAACUUUGCUGAUGAAAACUGCAUUGGCAGAGGAGGUUUUGGAAAAGUAUACAAGGGAGAGCUUCUUCAUUCCAAGGGGAAAAUAGUUGUUGCUUUAAAGCGAUUAGAUCCGAAAUUUGGGCAAGGAAACCCCGAGUUUUGGAAGGAAAUCAUUAUGCUUUCUGUUUACAAGCAUGAAAAUAUUGUUUCUUUGUUAGGGUUUUGUGACGAGAGCAAUGAAAAGAUCCUAGUGUACGAGUACGCAUCUAGGAGAAGUCUUGACUCAUAUCUCAAUGAUGAUGACUUAACAUGGAUUCGAAGACUUCAUAUUUGUAUUGGGGCAGCUCGUGGACUAGCAUAUCUUCAUAAUCCUGGUGGGACCCAACAAAGAGUGUUACAUCGUGAUAUCAAGAGUUCUAACAUCCUACUUGAUGAGAACUGGAAUGCUAAGAUAUCAGAUUUGGGCCUAUCAAAAUUUGGGCCAGCAAAUCAACAAUACACGUUUCUUGUCUCGAAUGUUGUGGGCACUCUUGGGUAUAUCGAUCCUCUAUAUAUAGAAACAGGGUUAUUAACAAAAGAAUCUGACGUUUAUUCUUUCGGUGUGGUGUUGUUCGAAGUGUUGUGUGGGAGGUUAUGUAUUAGCAACGAGAAUGGAAUUCAUCAGUCUUUAACAGCUUUAGUGCGACGUUACUACCCACAAAACAAAAUAAGUGAAAUGAUUUAUAGUAAUAUAAAGGAUGGAAUGGAUCCUAGAUCAUUGGAUAUGUUUACAACAAUAGCUUAUCAAUGUUUGAAGGGAGACGUGGAAGAACGUCCACUAAUGACUGAUGUUGUGAUCAAACUUCAAAGUGCACUUGAACAUCAAUUUGGGCUUAUUUUAUCCAAUUCCACAUACAAGGAAGGAAAUAAAACAAAGGAGAAAAGUGGUCCAAGCAAAGGUCGAAAAUGGUAUAGGCGAACUAAGGAAAAGUCUAAUGAAAUGCAGUCAAACUUUGCUACUAAUUGUGUGGAUCACUCACAUCCAGGUUAUGGCGCCAAUGAGUCCACACCUAAGGACACACAGGCUUUGGCUAUCCAGCCUAUAUCUGUCCCCUCUCUUCUGGUGGACGAGUUGAAGGAAAUCACUGACAACUUUGGUUCGGUUUCAUUGAUUGGUGAGGGGAUGUAUGGAACAGUAUACUCUGGUGUCUUAAAAAGUGGGCAGGUUGCAGCUAUUAAAAAGUUUGACUACUCUACAAAGCAACAAGACCAAGACUUUUUAGCUCAGAUUUCUAUAAUAUCGAGGCUUAAACAUGAUAAUGUGGUCGAGCUACUUGGAUAUUGUGUAGAUGGUGACUGGAGAGUACUUGCUUAUGAAUUUGCUUCACUUGGAUCUCUACAUGAUGUUCUUCAUGGAAGGAAAGGUGUUAAAGGUGCACAACAAGGUCCAAUUCUAUCAUGGUCCCAAAGAGUUAAAAUUGCUGUUGGGGCUGCAAAAGGGCUUGAAUACUUGCAUGAAAAGACACAACCUCGAAUUAUACAUCGUGAUAUGAAGUCCCGUAAUGUUCUGCUUUUUGAUGACUAUGUGGCUAAGAUUGCUGAUAUUGAUUUAUCAAACCAAACACAACAAAUGACAUUACUUGUUCAUUCCACUUUUGUUCUUGGUACCUUUGGUUAUCAUGCACCUGAAUAUGCCUUGACAGGACACCUGAGUCUAAAGAGCGAUGUUUACAGCUUUGGAGUUGUUCUCCUGGAACUCUUGACUGGACGUAAAGCUGUUGACCAUACUUUGCCACGUGGCCAACAGAGUCUAGUCAGCUGGGCAACACCGAGACUUGGUGAAGAGAAGGUGGAACAGUGUGUUGAUGCUAGACUGAAUGGAGAAUACCCACCAAAGGCAGUUGCUAAAAUGGCAGCAAUUGCGGCGUUGUGUGUGCAGUAUGAAGCUGAUUUUAGACCAAAGAUGAGUGCUGUUGUUAAAGCACUGCAGCCAUUGUUGAACACUGCUGGACCACAAACAAAAGCGCCACACUAG